UGCUCAACGUCCAGUAGGCCCUACUAGACGAUGUAGCUGUAAGCUCGCGGAGCACGCCCCGCAGCAGCCAUCUGGCAUCCUCUGAUGCCGCCGGAGACGAUGACGCUUGCGGGGCACAUCUGUGAAGUAGCGCAGACGAACUGUCAUAGUGGCUCCAAUUGCGUGGACCCCACCACAACCACGGUGUCGUCCCAGAACCCUCCAGUUACUUCCCCCCCCAAGGCACCCUCUUCAUGGCUGCUGUGGCCUUCGGCAACACCUGGCUCAUCCUCAUCGGCACCUUGUGUCUCGACGUCGGUGCCUUGCAGCCAGGGAGUGCAGAGCGUGGUACACGCACACGUCCCCCACUGCAAGCAGCAUUUCAAUUGGGAUUGCGGGCUAGCCUGCGUGCAGAUGAUUCUGGAGGCCUCCGGCUUCCCCAAUUGCGACUACCAGACCCUGCGCCACCUCUGCGACACCACUAGCGUGUGGACGGUGGACCUGGCACACCUGCUGCGCCGCUUCGGCCUGCGCGUGGCCUUCCACACCAUCACGCUGGGCCCCAACCCCGCCUUCGCCAACGAGAGCUUCUACAUGGAGCACAUGGAGGACGACGAGCGCCGCGUCAGCAGGCUGUUCAGGGAGGCGGCGGCCGCGGGCAUCGCACUGCAGCAGCGGUCCGUCAGCGGGGAGGAGCUGCAGUCCUGGCUGCUCUCCGGCGAGUGUCUCAUCAUCCUCCUGGUGGACAAGCGCAAGCUGGACCCCUGGCUGGCUGCCGCCGCCGACAUGUGCCUCCCCGCGCUGUGCGGCGUGGAGCUGGGCUACCUGGGGCACUACGUGCUGCUGGUGGGGUACGACAGCACGACGGCGGAGUAUGUCGUACGAGAUCCGGCGGCGGCGGUUUCGGAGCUGAGAGUGUCGGCGGCGGCGUUGGAUGUGGCGCGGCGGUCGUUUGGCACGGAUGAGGACAUCCUGGUGGUGGGGCUGGCGGGGAGCGGGGGGUGCUGCUGCGUGGGGGGGCCGCAGGUGGAGGCGGCUGGGGAGCAGGGGGAGGAGGGGGAGUGAUGGUGCGGGUUGGAGAGCAAGCGGGAAAUGUCAGUUGCGCCUGUUUGCGGGAGGGAGGGCGGAUGCAGGGAAGGACGGAUAAGAGAGCUGGUUGGCUUUACCCUGUAGGAGGAAGGGCAGUCGGGUCACUAAUGGCUGCUGCUGUAAGGAGUUGUGAGGGAAUGGGCCUCACGUCAUGCGUGUCAUGGCUGUGGGGGCGCUGUGAGGGAGCAGGGAGGAUGUGUGCUUCUGUGCUCCAUCUGUCGACGUGUAGCUUGCCGUUAUGUAUGUACUGUUCACCGUGAACUGGCGGGUGAAGUGUUGUUGGAAUGGAUCCUGUUGUUUUAAUGCUGUGAAGUCCUCGUUGGGCCGGUUGGGUACGGCUUCGGUUUGCAGCCAUGCAUUUCACCCGCAUAAUGACCUAUGCAGCCGGCGUUAACGGUGCAUGUAGGCGGGAACAGCACAUGGCAUGGGACUCCCUUUUUAUCCUUUUUUGCGAUCAAAUGCGUUUGUCACCUAGCAAUGCAGCUGGAGGCGCUACCCAAGAGGGGCAUUUAAAUGCUAGUGCUCGCUGGCAGGUCCAGUAUCACGUAGCGGGCAGGCAGGAGGCGAGUGGAGUACAAUAUGUAGAGCUACGGGAUUGGCAGCCAUUGGCAGCUUCAAGAGAUCGAAGUAGGACCGGACGUAGGAUGACAGGGAAAGUCCGCAUCGUGACUGGCGCAUUGCUGUAGGUUUCACUGGUUGUAUCUUUAUGACUGCCUGCUGCUCGUCGUAGAAACUGGAAACCGGUUUGGUUUCGUUGUUGUCCGUGCCGGGUUGCGACACGCACGCAGCUUGUCGAGCUGUCAAGCUGGUCCGGUGCCGUACAAGAGGAAGCUCACGGGCCACGUCAGUAUGACCUCUCUUCCUCAAUAAUCGUAAGUUCCUCCAUUGUCCAUUACCUCUUUUCAGGUUCGUGUUUGCUAUUGUGCUUGUAAGCUUUUACUUUCCAACCUCUUUAAACAUUAUCAACGGAAA
Molecule: messenger RNA, 2040 nt
Organism: Astrephomene gubernaculifera
Lineage: Eukaryota; Viridiplantae; Chlorophyta; Chlorophyceae; Chlamydomonadales; Astrephomenaceae
Source: the annotation of a GenBank genome assembly